Messenger RNA from Thamnophis sirtalis, 878 nucleotides. Lineage: Eukaryota; Metazoa; Chordata; Lepidosauria; Squamata; Natricidae. The record is from RefSeq and is a predicted model, not a curated record.
AUGGCAAAAGACCAGCAACCCCAAAGCCCACCGGAAGGGGCCUUGAGGGCAGCCUCUGAGCCGGAGCGUGAAAAGAAAGCCGUCGAGAGGGCUCUUGUGUUAUUGACAUCGAUUGCUGAGUGGCCUCCUUUCCUUCCUUCCCUCUCCUCCUCUGUGCUUUUCUCAGCCUACGGCUGUGGCCGUCCCACCUACGUGCCCAACAUUUCCCGUGUGGUUGGGGGCAAAGAUGCCCGGCCCCACAGCUGGCCCUGGCAGGUCUCCCUCCAAGUGGAAGUGAACGGGGGCUGGUUGCACUCGUGUGGCGGGACCCUCCUUGACGCGAACUGGGUGUUGACGGCUGCUCACUGCCUCAGCCCCACGCAGACCUACCGGGUGUGGCUGGGCAAGCAGAACCUGAAAGUGGCCGAGGCCGGUGAGGUGGCCGUGGCGGUGGAGAAGGUCAUCAUCCACGAGGAGUGGGACAAUGUGCACAUCCUCAACGACAUCGCCCUGUUGAAGCUGGCGGAGCCGGUCGAGUUCAGCGACACCAUCCAGCCCUCCUGCCUGCCCACCCCGGACUCCCACGCCACCUGCACCCAGAAGGACUGGUGGGGCUCCAUGGUCAAGGCCAGCAUGGUCUGCGCAGGGGGAGACGGCGUCAUUUCGGGGUGCAGUAGCGACUCCGGAGGCCCCCUGAACUGCCGCAUCGGCCACACGUGGCAAGUCCACGGCAUCGUCAGCUUCGGCUCCACCAAGUGCAACGUGGCCAAGCAGCCCACCGUCUUCGCCCGGGUCUCCGCCUACAUCCCCUGGAUCACCCAGAAAAUGAAGCAGAACUGAGCCGCCUUGUGAAUGGAGAUGAAAGAAGCAGAAUAAUAAACGCUUUGUUAUGCAAAAGG